This is a messenger RNA of Lacerta agilis (Sand lizard), 1201 nucleotides long. It is a transcript of the gene LRRC69, whose product is annotated as leucine rich repeat containing 69. Lineage: Eukaryota; Metazoa; Chordata; Lepidosauria; Squamata; Lacertidae. The coding region runs from base 27 to 1067 and encodes 346 amino acids. The record is from RefSeq and is a predicted model, not a curated record. Gene Ontology annotation, molecular function: protein binding. The transcript is spliced from 8 exons.
CUGACCAGGCCGGAGGGAGAGGAAAUAUGACGGCGGAGCUACUCCGGGCUCUGCGUGGUGGGCCAGGGACUCGCUGCCUGUCUCUGAAGGCGCGGGGGCUACGCCGCCUGCCGCGGGGGUUGGGGAAGAUGAAGGGCCUGGAGAGACUGAGCUUGCGGGACAACAGCCUGCGCCGGCUGCCCCAGGAUAUGAAGGCUCUGGGCCGGUUGAAGGUACUAAAUUUGGGAAAUAAUAAUUUUGAGGAGGUUCCAGAGCAGCUGAAAUACCUCAAGUCUUUGCAGACUCUUCAUUUGUUUAGAAACAAGAUUACCAGAAUAUCACCCUUAAUAUUUGAUGGAUUGCAAAAUUUAGUAUUCCUCAAUUUGAACAGCAACCAACUUAGUUAUCUUCCUCCAGAGAUACAAAGGCUUGAACAUCUUGAAUGCUUGAGUUUAGACAAUAACCAACUGCAAAAAAUUCCCAAAGAAUUCUGUUAUCUCCGAAAGUUGUGUGAACUCCAUUUGUUCAACAAUUCCAUCACUGCACUCCCUGAAGAGAUUAAAUACCUGAGAAAACUCAAGAUCUUGAUUUUGUCAAGAAACCAAAUAGAAGAACUUCCUGAUGGACUUUGCAAAUUGAAGAGUCUUAGAGUUCUAGAUGUAGCAGGAAACAAUAUCCAGAUCUUCCCAACAGCAAUGGAAGAUCUUGAACUAGAGGAACUUUAUUGUGAAAGUAAUCCAUUGCUUCAGAAACAUCCAGUUAGUGCCAUACAAGAGGAGGACAUUUUGACUCUUAAGGAACUGACUGCAAGAUUUAUUCUUGAUCAACUGGAAAAGAAAAACUUUAAUUUACACAAAGCGCUAAAGCAGAACUUAAAUGCACAGAGGAUGCUUGCCCAUAAACAAGAAUGUGCUCAGUGCAGACGUGGCUUUCUGGGUAUGUGGCUAGAAUGUGUACAGUUCGUGGAUAUAAGACAGCGAAUGAAGACUAGCAGAAACUUGGAGCUCUUACCUGUCAAGGCACUUCUGUGCUCAUACAAAUGCUUUAAUCACAGCGGCCACAAACUCUUUGGGAUUGCUGUACCCUAGAGCAAGCAAUAAACCCAGGAUCUCACCCAGCUGGCAAGUUGCAACUAUUGUGACACUCUGAAGAACGGAAACAGAACAUAGCAUUUUGUGCUAUAUCCAUAUUCAAUGUGAAAUACACAGUUGUGUUGGAACAA